Cryptomeria japonica (Japanese cedar) is the source of this 2540-nucleotide messenger RNA. RefSeq lists its product as uncharacterized. The coding region runs from base 213 to 2030 and encodes 605 amino acids. The transcript is spliced from 6 exons. NCBI's taxonomy places the organism in Eukaryota, Viridiplantae, Streptophyta, Pinopsida, Cupressales, Cupressaceae. The record is from RefSeq and is a predicted model, not a curated record.
UAGCCGUUAGGAGUAUAAAAUUUUGAAUUUGCCACGUCCUAAAAGGAGCUAUGCUCUUUUGCAGACUGAGUGAUGUCAUGUGCCUUUCGGAUCUUCUACAUCCAACCUUAUUAUUUCUCUUUUCUAACAAAGCUACUGUUUGCCUCUUCUCUUCUUAGUCUCUCUGCUAUACUCUUGAAAGAUUUCAGGGCUACAAGGGUGCUUUGAAAAUCAUGGCUUUCAGCAGCUUUCCCCUUUCGUACAAAUCUCUGCAGGAGAACAUUUCAUCUAUGUACAAAAACAUGCAUACCUUCUCCUUUAGGAAAAUUGAAGACGAGACUCCAGAACAGAGACUUGCACAUCAGCAGUCUGAGAAUCUGAAAUGGCAGCAGGACAUGUUUCAUAGGAUCUUAAACAAGAUUGGACUUCAUAAGGAGGGGAUUGUAUCAGAAGAGGAAGUGGAUGCCACCAGAUCUGAUUUGUUGUAUGCCCUUAUUGCCUCCCCUGCAGAAGGAGAGUGGCCUGCAAUAACCAGAGACAAGUUACUGUUUCUUCAGGAACUCUUCUAUGCAAAUUGCAUAUCAGAAGAAGAUUACAAUUUCUCAAAGAGGCCUCUACUUCUUCGUCUGGCAGUACAGGGAGCAGAGAUUGAUUCCCGAGAUGUCUUGUUGAGUAGUGACCUAAUCCCCUGUACUCUCAAUAAUAUUAUAACUGAGCCUGAUAAACAGCAGGUAUUACCAGAGUCAGUGAACAGGCAAGAAACAGAGUGGUCAGUGGUGGAGCUGAAAGAGGACCAGAGCAUGUUCAAGAAUUUUCCAGCCAGAAGGACAGGUGAUUGUAGCGAAGAGAAAUAUUCAAUGAAACAAGAAAUAAUUAUGCCUUGUCUUGGCUUAACUCCCUAUAAAGGAGCAGAGUCCAAGGAAAAACUCCCAUCUAUAAUUGUUCCCAAGUCUCUAGAUUUUAGAACAGCAACUGUCAAGGAUUGCUGUCCCGCAAGGAAUCCUCCUAGUUUACCAAUGCAAAAGGAUUAUAAAGGAAUGGCUAUAUGUAUUAAACCCACCGAAUCAUUCAAAAAUAACCCUUUUUGGCAUGUAGCUGGAUCAUUGGAUACUCCUGUACAACCUUUCAACAAAGAAUCUCUCAACAAACAAUCAGUAAAAUCAUCUCUUCUAGAGAAUACCAUGGCGUCAUGGGCAGGUCAUAAAAGAGGGACUACCAGAGCCAAAGUUAAAAAAGCCUUCAAUCAGCUGCUCCUCAAAGUGCAUAAAGACCAUUCUAAGGAAAGUCAAACAGAGGCUUCAUAUUCAUCUCAUAUUAGUGAUUCUGAUUCUGAUUCUGAAACUGAUGAGCAACAGUUGAAGUUUGGGAAUAAAUCAUGGGGAUUAGAUCUAUUCAAAUCCUCGAAGAAGAACAAGAAUGAAGAAGACACGGAUCACCUUCCUCUAAAUGUUGAAAUGUCAGAGGAAUCUCUUUCACCUUCUAAAUUAAUACUGAGACCAAUUGGACAAGGGCCGAAUACAAAGAAGAUAAAGAGAAAGAUACAUUCUGAUGGUGCUGCAACAGACUUUUUUGUUGAUAAGGUUUUGGGUGAGAAUAUAAAGAUGGAGUUGUCACGCAUCCUUGCAGAGAUGGGUACCACAAAUCCCAAUCCAAAUUUUACGGAUGAACAGAUUGAAUCCAUUGCAACACAGUUGCCUGUUGACAAAAACGAACUUAAAAAGUUUUUUCCCACGUCUUGGUGUGAAAGGUAUGGAGAUGUUGUGUUGGAUGUGGUUCGGAAAGAAUUCAAACAUCAUAUUAGGGAAAUGGAAAAUCUACGUAGAACUGCACAAGAGAGACGCAGCAAAGCUGCUAAAAGAUGGAGUCUGAAAGAUCAUGAUAUGAAUUGUUCACCCAAGACAGACAAAACUAAAGUUGUGGUUCACAAUAGUUUCAACAGAUACUUCGCCAGUCAAGAUGAGAACUCAGCCCCAAAUAACAGCCAUCAGAGGCCAACUACAAAAGUCACCUUUUCCCUUCCAUCCUCCAAGGCCCAACUCACCUACAUUUAAACUCUUCAUGAGUACAAAUUGCCUGUCCUUCAUUCCUAGAAAAGGCCCAAAACCACUAUCUUCAGCUUUCAGCUCAGGAGGCCAAUGAUGACUUCAUCGCUCUUAAGAAACCCUUCACGGUGGAAGAGGUCAACCAUCUUUACUGUUCCUUCAAACCAGUUGAACAAGAAGCUUGAAGAAGAUAUUGGAAGAGAAAUUCCAGACAGAUCAUCUGAUGGGACUGACUAUAUGACAUCCUAGACCAUCUUGAUUAUAGAUGUAAAUAUGAGCUGAUUUGUGAGCUCUGCUGAUAUCUAUUAUGUGAUAUGGUUUGGCUUAGCUUGUUCAUAUGAAAGUCAUAUUUUCUUUGUGACUUGUUUAGAAGAAAUUAUCAGCUCCUUAAGCAGAGAGUCUGAACUUGGUUUUUCAAUUGUGGCGCAACAGUUUGGGUUGUAUCUGAUUGUAUCGAUAGCUCAAGCAGAGAGGACUUUGUAUAUAUGUAAUGUACAAAUUGAAAACAUUACUCUCUUA